UAUAAGUUAUCAGCGGUAAACAGUACACGAUGAAAACAUUUGUUUGUCGACUGUAAAAAAUAUUUAUUUGAUGUUGCAAAACUACGAUACUGUUAAUAGAUCACUGAAAAAGCGCACAUAGAAAAAUAUGUAUUUAUUAAUGUACUUGAUGGCCGAAUCAUUUUAAAUAUAUAGCAAAAUGUCAAGAGAUAUCGAUCAAGAAGUGUCGGACACUUUAUGCACUCUGUUGAGUUUUGAUGAGGAUAAUUUUCUCAGCCAGGAAGAGGUAGAAGAAAAUUUGCGGAACUGCCCUAAUAUUGAAAAUGACACUAUGGAAAAAAUUUAUGCAGAUUAUAAUAGUGGUAACGCCACAAGUUCCAGAAAUAACGAUACUAAUUAUGCUGAUAUGGAUGUGUCGGAACAUCUCAGCCAGGGGGAAAAUGGAGAAGUUGGGAAACUCCCCAAUGUACCAAAUGACGAAGUCAAUCAGUCCAGCAGUAGUCAUAAUAUUUAUCCUUCUAAUGGUAAUGAAUUGAAUGCGGAAAAAGAAUUAGAUAAAAUAAAUGCAGAUCAUUCAGAGGAUACGGUGAACAAUGUAUUUAAGCAGCCCGACGAAAUUAAAAUGGAGUUUAUUUGCGAGUCGGAGCAGAUUACUGUGGAACAAUUGCAUCUAGCACACAAGCCGACUGCAGAAGAAGCGAUCAAUAUAAAACAGCCCAAUAAUUUAAAAAUGGAAAUUGCUUGUGAGUCCGAAGAGAUAACUGAUCCACAUAUUGAGAGCGAAUAUUGUAUUGAGGAUCCAUGUAAGAAGGAUAUACAUUUUCAUGGUGGAUUAACACAGGUAGAAAUAAUGUUGUCUUCUGAUAAAAUUGAAGAUAACAUCAUUGAAAACGAACUACUCGAUAACAUACUCUUGAACCAGGAUUCUUCUCUCUCCUUUCCCAAAGAAUGUGUCGUGAAUGCUGAUGACGAUUGUGAACUCUCGUCUAUAAUGAACGACCAUAAUUACACUUCUCAAGAGCACACGACUAAUUCAGAAAAUUUGCAUAAACUUUUGGUUAAUCAUAUUUUAAGAAAAGGUAGUAGAACGAUCUCCGUAAAAUAUGUAAAUGACUUCGUAGAUAGAACGUUGGAAAGCAUCAACACAUUUACUACGGAAAGUGAGGAUCAACUAAAUUCUGAAGACGAACAUCCACAGCAUACAGUAGGGCUGAUAGAUAUUUUUGCAGCCGGAAAGUCUUCAAAAAAAGCUUUGUUUGAUGAGGGGUUGAAAAGUUUAUCCCACCAAUGUUCUUCAGAAAAAGAAAUAAGUAACAAUGAAAACACUGUAAAGAAACAUUCGCCCAAAACAAGUGCUGAAUAUAACGGCACGACAAGCGGGGAAGAAGGAAGUAAUGUAAUAGAAGAUACUGCGAACAAAAUUAGUAAUCUGUCGCCUGGAUUUGAAAAUUUAAAUGAGGGUCCUCAUACAGAUGAAACUGGGGUAAAAUCCCAUAAUACACCAGUAGAGUUUUCUUCGCAAGAAAAAGUUUUGGAUACUUUGGAAUACACAGCGCGUGAUGGAGAGACCGAAGGGGGAGUUGAAAAGAAAAAAAAUGCAAAGGCAGAUACCGAAAAUAUGGAGGUUCCGAAAAAUGGGAAAUCAUCACUUACAGAAUUACCUAAUGUUGAAAUGACUAAAGAAGAUAAUGGUUGCGAAGAGCAAAAUACUAAUGAACCAUAUUCUAGUAACGAAGAAUCUUCAAAGAAGUCAUCAGCAGAGAGCACUGCACUGAAAACUCUAACUUCUAUCUCACAAACUGAAAUAGCAAGUACGUCUGAUAUUAUUGACUUUAAAACCUUUAAUCUAUCUUCAGUACCUUCACCUCAAGAGAAUUGUUCGGAACCCAUGGAGCACACAACAUUUGACGAAGUAUUCGAAAUUAAUUGCAACGAAAAAUCGACUGUUAUUAACCAUUUGGACUCGCUUUUGUCAUUCGCGAAAUCUUUGCAAAACGAUUGCGAGACAUUUACUUCAUCAACUACUACCAUAGAAAAUAGACUCCAAAAAUACAUGCAAGAACAAUUUGAAAUUUUCAAGAAAAUUGUUAUAUCGUGCGCUGCUUUACGCUGUGUAGAUAAAUCGAUCCAGACUGAUAACAAGUUAUCCAAACGUAAACUGCGAAAGCUUAAUCAAAAUAACAAAAAAAUGUUGUUAGACUCAAGUAGUACAAGCGAUUCCAGCAGUUCUGAAAUAUCGACAAAAUCAAAAAUAUCUCGACCUUUUGCAAAAUCAUCUGCGAAUAACACGGUAAUAGAUUCGGCAACACAGAUAUUCAGUGGCAAAAAGACUGAAAGUCUAGCGGCGGAAUAUGAUGAUGGUGUGCCCUUAGUGGAAUAUACGCAAUCUGAAAUAUUCGAAACUGAAACAUUUUGCGAAUCCUUUACUCACAUAAGAAAGCUAAAGAAGAAUGAUAGUCUUAGUGAAGGGGAAGAAAGUGAGGCAGAUACAUGGCACCGCAAAAAAAGUAAUACCCAUUCUCAAACUGAACGCAACGGGUCUCAAAAUGAGAGCGACAAAGAAAAUUCAGUUCACAAAAAUAAAAAUUGCCGAGAUGAGGGUGACAAGGAGAUAGAACGGCUAAUUAAUCUUAAUGGUUUGAUCAAAAGAUCAAAUCUGGGAUCGUCAAAGUCAACUGAAUCAAAUGAGAAAGUUAAAGCGAGGAGUGCCACUAGUAAAAACAAGGAAAUUACCGACGAUUACAUAGAUGACGAUAUACAUCAAGAUAUAAUAUCUGAUGCCAGUAUAAGUGAGAGUGAAGAAGAGAUCAUAACAGAGAAGCAGUUUUUGAAGCGCUGCAAUGAAAAUGUCAAACAGCAAUUGCUAAGCGAUUCGAAUAGCGAAUUUUCACAAUCGGACGCCAGUGACAACAUCGAGGAAAUUCUAUCUAGCAGUGAAGGAAGUAAUUCACCAUUAGUUGACAGAUUUCUAAAAAAGUUUAAUGCCAAUGAAAGUGAUGAAGAAAGUGAAAAAUGUGAUAAAGUGAAUAAUAAAGCAUCCAUACCACAAGAAGUAAUUGAUUUAAAAAAUAGUUCAAUCGAAAAAAAUAAAUCGAAUUCGUCAGAAAAUUCAGAUUGUGAAGUGCUUGACGAUAUGGGCUCUCUAACAAAGCAAAGCAAACCAAAAUCUUUAGAGAAAAUGUUAUCAGUCGUUGAAAAAAGAAAGAAAAUGAGUAGACUUUGUGACUCGAUAAGCCUUAGUUCCGAAAGUGAGUCCUCAGAUGUUGAAGCAGUUGAUGAAACCAAAUCACGCAUUAAACCAAUGCUGCGGCCCGAACAGCUCGCAACCGUGACCCGUGAAGCACAACGAAACGAGAGUGAACGCAUUCGUCGCCUAGAGAGAAAACAUAAGGUGCUAUCAAAGCUCCUGAAAGAGCGACCAGAUGUGCAAGGAGAUUGUAAUUUAAUUUUAGAUUACAAUGAAGAAUCUAAAACCUUUAUUAAAGUUCAUCCGGACAUAGUAAAAUAUUUGAAACAGCAUCAACGCGAUGGUGUUAAGUUUAUGUACGACUCUUGUUACGGAGGUGUGGAGGCGCUUAAAAAAAGCGCUGGUUCUGGUUGUAUUUUAGCGCAUUGCAUGGGUCUGGGAAAAACUUUACAGCUUAUUGCGCUUCUUCACACGGUUAUUUCAUACAAAGAAUUGAAAACAUCGAAAGUUCUUGUGUUAUGUCCUAAAAGUACGGUUAUGAAUUGGGCCGAUGAAAUUGAACGUUGGUUGGGCCCACUAAAACCGAAAUAUUAUACAUUUCAUGACACAUCAGAUAUUAACGACAAGAUACAAAUUCUUAAAGAUUGGUCCUCAUCAACACCUAAUGCAGCCGGAAUAUUAUUAAUAGGCUAUGAGGCUUUUAGAACACUAGUUUUCUAUCAUUCAUAUAAAAAUCGCAGUAUUGCCCCAUCACGACUGGAAAGCAUUCGCAAUGACGUCGACAAAUAUUUGCUAAGCCCAGGUGCUCAUUUAGUGGUUUGUGAUGAAGGUCAUAUUAUUAAAAACAGUAAAUCAGCCAUCAGUCUGGCAGUAUCCCAAAUUAAAACACCGAAAAGGAUUGUGCUAACUGGCACACCAAUACAGAAUAAUUUAAAAGAAUAUUACAGUAUGGUGAAUUUUAUAAAACCAUUAUUUUUGGGAACUGAGAAAGAGUUUGCAAAUCUAUAUGCCAAUCCUAUAAAGAAUGGACAACAUAAGGAUUCAAGUAAAAGGGAUAUCCAAGUAAUGAAACAAAGGUCUUUUGUUUUACACAAAAAACUUUCUAAAUUCGUACAGAGAAAAGAAGCUGAACUCUUAAAAACUUUUCUGCCGCAAAAAUACGAAUACGUACUAUUUGUUCCAAUGACAAAGGUCCAGACUAUUCUUUACGAAUAUAUAAUAAAUAUAAUUUCCAAAAAGGAAGAUCGAGGUAAAGGAUUAAUAACAGAUUACACGUGCUUACGAAAAAUAUGGACUCAUCCUAAAGUAUUGGAAGACGCUUGGAAAAAUGCGACAGCACAAAAGCAUAGAAAAGAUCCUCGUAAAAACCAAACUGUGAAUUCAGACGAUGAUCAGCCGGAUGAUGUGUAUGAUAGUCAGACAGGUGUGAUAUCUGUAACAAACGAUUGGUGGAGAAGCUUACUUACAGAAAAAGACUUGGAAACCAUAUUGCCUAGUAAUAAAUUGCGCACAAUGUUCGAAAUACUUCGAAUGUGUGAAGAAAAAGGGGAAAAAUGUCUAAUAUUCUCCGCCUUUGUAGCGGUGUUAAAUGUGGUGGAAUACUUUUUCAAAAAGAUGAACGAUAAGGACCCGGAUACCUUAAACGAAUUGAAAAUGUCGCAAGGCUAUCAAGUCAAAAACACUUGGAUACUCGGCAAGGACUAUUAUCGGUUGGACGGGAAAACGCCGAAAUUGAUACGUCAUGAAAUGAUUGAACAAUUCAAUUCAAUUUCGAAUAAACGUGCACGUGUUUUUUUGAUAUCUUCAAGAGCAGGCGGACAAGGUAUUAAUUUAACUGGCGCUAACAGAGUUAUAAUACUCGACACGUCAUGGAAUCCAUCCAACGAUCAGCAAAACAUUUUUCGAGUAUUCCGUUUGGGUCAAAAGAAAAAUUGCUAUAUUUACCGACUUCUUGCCAUGGGUACAAUGGAAGAAAAAGUGUAUUCAAGAUCUGUCACUAAGCAAGCAAUGAGUUUCAGAGUUGUCGAUGAACAACAAAUUGAUCGGCAUUAUAGCAUGGCGGAGUUAACUGAAUUAUACAGCCUAACUUUGCCAGAUUAUGAAAAUAGGCCAAUGCCGGAUUGCCCACAGGAUAGUAUUUUAGCGAGUCUAAUACUGAAUUAUCCGCAAUUAGUCUAUAAAUAUCAUGAACAUGACAGCCUUCUAGAGAAUAAAGUAGAACAAGAACUAAGCGAACAAGAAAAGCAGGACGCUUGGGCUGCAUAUGAGCGAGAUCAACAAUUAAAUUCAGAAAUUCGUGAAAUGCCAAAUCCGGAUGACGUACAAAGCAAUCUUUCAGCGCCUAAAUUCCCUUCGUACUUGGGCUCCUCCUUAUCCGCGUUCAAUCAAAUGUCGGCGCUUUUCAAUUACGGAAAUUACCCUCCAUCAGCGCUUUCAUCCUACCUGCCAUAUCUUUCUCAUUUGAGCAACUACUCCACAUCCAAUCAGCAAUAUUUGGAGAUGCGAAAAAGAAUUGCGGAGGGCGCGUUUGGCUAUCCAGAUAUAAGCACAUCCCUAGGCAGUGCAGCAUUUAGCUCACCAUUUGCACAAAAUGCGCCAAAAUCUGUCUCAACCAACCCACUGAUUCCAGAUUUGCCUAUUCACAGCCCGGCACUGCACACGAAUCCACUCAGUGCACUCGGAGAUUUGAGCAUGUAUGGACUAGGUGCCGCCAAUAAUCACUUGGCGCACAAUGUGAAUACGUCUGCAUUGCCACAACGACAACACAACUCACCUACCUACCCAUCACCAGCUGCUUCCACCGCAAACAACAUGCAGGCAAAUUUCGACUAUCAAAUGUAUGAAAACAGUUUGAAAAGCCUUGUUAAUUAUAGGCAUGAUUUUUCCGGAAAUGGAAAUUCGUUAAACAAACCAAAAGUUAGUAAUACACCGGUGAAUGCAUUUAGAAAUCCUCUGUUUUCUCCAUCGGUCAAUAUGGGUUAUGACAAAAACGCGUUAUCGUCUUUAAAUAGCCCAUCACCAAAAGCAGUGGAGCAGCAGCCACCAAAACAGCAUACUGAUAAAACAUCAGCCAAACCUUCGUCAGAUAUAUCUUUACCCUUAAAUGCAAGCACAAGAAACGAUGGGGUCAUGAACAAAAGCAAUUUUUCUGUGGGAAAUUCUGUUGCAGCGCGGAGCUCUCCUCUACCGCAAGUUGCUGCCAAAAGAACAUUUCCGCCCGAUCUGGUUAUGUCAAAUGCAACGAACUUAGUCGAAGAUCGAUUAACACCAAAUUCAAAAACUACAAAAGAUGUUCAACACAGCAGCAUGCCGAAUUUUCAAUCUUAUAAAGGAAAUAGUGCAUCUAGCAGUGGUGGCAUUUAUUCGAACAAAAAUACAACCGGUAAAACGUCUAGUGAUAAUAUAAGCACCAAUUCAGAAAUGCAAAUCAUACCUACUAACAGCCCACCUGGCUCAACGAGCGUCACAAAACAAUUCAGUGAGAUAUCACCAAGUAUUUCAUUAACAGCUGUGAGCAACACAAAUACCAGCACCAGUGUUAACAAAUCUAAUUUUAACCAAUCAAAGAAUCAAGCUAAAAAUGCCUCCAAUAGUAAAAUCGCUACAAGCAAUAACAAUGCGGCUGAAUCAAAUACACCUUCACCAUCUUAUACAGCAAAUAAAUUUUUCGAAAUGAACAAAAAACCAGUGAAUCGCCCCGUUUUAAAACCGACACCUUUAACGACAAAAACUAAACUAGCCUCAACAUCUGAAUCGAUUUUGAAAUCAGCUUCUCCUACUCCUCCACAAAGCUCAUAUCAGCAAAGCGCAAGCGAUCUUGGGCCCAAAUUAUUAUCAGCAGUAGCCGCUAAAAAUAAGAAUAUUGUUCAUAAAAAACCUCAAAAUCUCCCAAUGCAACAAAUAAAAACUAAUACGCAAGGACGUACGCCGUCAACAGUUACCACAGCUAAAACUCAAAAUGGCACGGCAAAGCCAACUGCAUCUAAAACAGUGCCACAGCAAAAUGAUGCAAGAAAACCUGCAAUAUCUAUGGAAAAGAGAUUAUCUCCCAUCAUUACAUCACAAUCUUCUUCCGGCGUUCAAGUGCAAAAAACACCUGCUGGAUCAGGUACAGUUAAAAUACAGCCCAGUUCAGUGAAACAAUCUACAGCUUCAACAAAUGAAAAUAUGCUGACGUAUAUUCUUGAGACGUGCAUUAAUCAGAGAAAGUUUGCCAUAGGUGCUCCCACGAAAAGUGGCGGAGGGACUACUGUGACCAGAGUGCAAGCCCAAGGAAAGAGGAAAGGUUCAGAUAAUAUAUCCAAAGAUAAUGGUUCGAAUGAAUCGAAACGUGCAAAAUAAAGAAUGCGCAACCGAUGUGAAAUUUAGGCUUAGAUUACAUAUUUAUAACUACUAUUAGUAUUUAUUUACUUAGUUUAAAAUCCAAACUUGUGAAUUUAAAUAAAUGUUAAUAUUAAUCAUAAACUACUUUUUAAGUAAAAUGUUGCAUAAUUAAUCAAUUAAACGUAAUGGAUUUUUAUCACACGCAAUUCUUAAGUUUUAUUUUAUUAUCACGCAAUAGUGUUUAAGAGAACUCUCAAAUUAUACUUUUAUGCAAUAGUUAAAUGGAAAACAAUUAGAAACAUUUAUGUACAUAUGUAUGCUCAAAAUAAAUAUAUAAUAAAUAUCUAUACGUAAAUAUUAUAAACUGAA
This is a messenger RNA of Anastrepha ludens (Mexican fruit fly), 7858 nucleotides long. RefSeq names its product transcriptional regulator ATRX-like. The record is from RefSeq and is a predicted model, not a curated record. Gene Ontology annotation, molecular function: ATP binding; ATP hydrolysis activity; ATP-dependent chromatin remodeler activity. Lineage: Eukaryota; Metazoa; Arthropoda; Insecta; Diptera; Tephritidae. The coding region runs from base 179 to 7507 and encodes 2442 amino acids. The transcript has 20 exons. Gene Ontology annotation, cellular component: nucleus.